GUGUGCGUAUAUUUUUCUUGUGUGGCUGUGUACGAAUAAUAUCGACGAAACGAAUUCACAAUCGAAAAACAACGUACAUAUUUAUAUACUGGUUUAUUUUAUAUUUUUUGGUUGAAACUUUUUCACAAAAAACCAAAAAGUGUGUGCUUUUUUGUGUAAAAAGUAAAAUUGUAAAGUAAUUUUGUGUUUGUACAAAUCAAAUUCGAUAGACUUUUUGCCAUCAAUUAAUAAGAAAAAAAGCAAAAGGAAAAUAAAAUAUCGAGUCUUUGACGAAGAAAUUGUCCACAAAAAUGUGGCCAGAAUGAAAAACUAUACACAGUGCACCCUCUAAUGUUACUGUAAACAUUGUUUCAAAAGUGUUUAUACACAUGUUAGUGUAUGAAUAUAGUGCAAGCAAAUACAAGGUACAGUUUGCAACAAAUUGGAGAGAUCAGUUGAAAAACAAAACAAAAAUCGAAAGAAAAGUCGUUUAAAAAACUGAAGAAAAAAACAUUGGGCCUGCUGACUUUAUGCAACUAUUGUUUAUUGAGAAUUUAGAGAUAGUAUUUGACUUUUUUACUACAAAAUGACCAUCGUACAACCAACACUACUUGAUCUGAAUAUCCAGUGCUUACGCGAAUUGCGACGUUAUUUAAAUAUAUGUGAUAUUGUGAGUUUGGCCGAAGCAUAUAAUAUCACCGAAAGCAAUGUGAACGAAUUGGAAAAUAGUGAAGACAACACCGAACAUCUGACCAAAUCCAAAUUCAUACAAUUUGCAUGGGCUGUACAAGAGAUGUUUUUACACAUAAAUGGACCAUCGAUUAAUAUCAAUCACACAGAUCGAUCGUUGAAUGAUAUCAACAACGAAUUUCAGUUUUAUGUAAAGUUGCUACGUCAUUUUGGCAGUUAUAUAAAGGAAUUGAAUGUCAUUGUACGUAAAGAAGGUAUUGAAGCUGGAAAACUGUUUGGUGACGCAAUUCAAACGUAUUGCCGUGAAUCAUUGGUGUCAAUCAAAGUGACGAGCAUAGACGGUGACUUUCUGUCCAACAUAUCGCAACCAUUCCCGAAUGUUGAAACAUUGAAAAUCUGUGGGGAACAAUUAGGUGUAAAUCCAAUAAAAUUCAAUAAAUGGUUCCCAAAACUGCGUUCGCUAGAGUUUGGUGACACAAAUUUUACCAAUCCAGAAUGCAUUGAGCAUCACUUCCCGCAAUUGACGCGGCUGGUCAUUCAAAAUCAAAAAAAUUUCAGCACAGGUUUUCUCACAUGCACAAGUUUGGGAAUUGCGCUGCACUUGAACCCUCAAUUGGAAAGUUUGCGCAUAUCCGAUGCGUUUGGCCUAGCCAAUGCUAUCAAUUUUAAUAAGUCAUUGUUGGUUUUCAUCAAACGGAAAUUACCGAAUUUACGAAGACUCCAAUUGAUAUCGCGUCAAUACGGAUGGCGUGGUGAUAGCGAAUUCAUUAGUAUCGAUUCCUUGACACGUUUGAAAGUUGUUGCUUAUGAAAGUGAAUCGUUAAUGACAAUUCCAGUGCGAUCAAAUCAAAUGACUCAACUACAUUUAAAGAUUUUGAAUAAUUUUGAUGGUUUUGAUGGCAUCAUGGAGUUUGUGAAAAAAAAUGCCACAGUCUAUGCACUGACUAUCAGUGCAAAGAUCAAACAUUUUCAUCUGAACGAUGAUAAAUUUGCCAAUUUUAUUUCUGGUCUGAAAUAUCUGAAAACACUUGCAAUUGAAUAUUACUGGCAAGAUAAUGAGGCAAUUGAUGCCAUCGUCCAUUUUUUGAGCAUUUGUUCGAAGAUCAAACGAUUUGAUAUAUUUUGGUGGACUUCGGAUCUCGAACCAAAAGAGCAUGACAUAUGCUAAUCAUUUGAAGAAUGCCUAAGACAAAGGGUAUUCGAUGCCACUCUGUGGAAGGUAGAUACUUCGGACUACAAGGGCAAUUUUUCGAAGAUUACAUUCCAAAAGCAAAAGGUAAAAUAACCAAUAGUGUCAGAGUGCUUACAUUUAUGUAAAUAAUUAUUGUUUACAAUUUUUUUUAUAGAAAAUCCAUCGAAAAUCCAAAAAAACGAAACAAUGAGGUGUACAACUAAUAGAUAUAAAAACCAGCAAAUAAUUUCCAUAAAAACUCAUUAGCAAUAAGUGGACCCAGAUUAUUGAAUAAAAUUCCCAACGAAAUAAGAGAAAUCAGUGAUGUUAAGAAAUUUACUCAAAAAAUGAUUAUUUAUUUUAUAGUCUUUCAAAUAUAAAUAAAUAAAUAAAAUAUAAAAAUAUAAAAAA
Molecule: messenger RNA, 2251 nt
Organism: Sitodiplosis mosellana (orange wheat blossom midge)
Lineage: Eukaryota; Metazoa; Arthropoda; Insecta; Diptera; Cecidomyiidae
Exons: 2
Coding region: 566-1837 (423 amino acids)
Source: RefSeq, a predicted model, not a curated record